Dimorphilus gyrociliatus is the source of this 1879-nucleotide messenger RNA. NCBI's taxonomy places the organism in Eukaryota, Metazoa, Annelida, Polychaeta, Dinophilidae. The record is from the annotation of a GenBank genome assembly.
UAUGGAGCAAGUGGAUAAGAGUGCUCACCAUUGCUCAACUCUAUAUCAUAAGUCUAUUCAGAAAUUUUGGACAGAUUGCGUAUUGCCAUUCAGAACGGCUUUGGCAAAGGGCACCUUAUCAUCUUAUGAAUUAAAUCACUUCCUUCAUAAACUGCCAAUAAAUUGUGUAACAACCUUAAUAAACGGUACAAAAAAACCAAGUCAAGAUCUUUUCACAGUUACUGGAGAAGAUGACGGCAUCAAUAGAUCUAAUUUUAUGGAAUGGUUACGCUUGUCUAAUUUUGGAUAUUCGGCUAAAGAAAGCUUCCCAUUCAAUCAUACAGUUACUUACGCUUGCUGGUACGGUGACGAAAAUAUUCUUGAUGCUCUAAUAACGAAUGGAAAUUUAAAUCCUUUCGUACCUGACAAAUCAGGUAACAAUGUAAUUCACGAUCUUGUUAGAAUCUCAAAAUUUAAAUCGGAGAAUGCUAUCAAAUAUUACAAGAUAAUUAUUAAGAGUUUAAUAAAAAACGUAGAGAAACAAGAAGAUGGGAUAGAUAUUGUUAGAAGUAUAUUAGAAUGUAAAAAUUAUGAUAAUAUUACACCUAUUCAACUAGCUAUAAAUGAAUUUGAACCUUGCAUUUUGCUUGAAAUAUUAAAUACUGAACCAUAUCCCAAGAAAACUGUUCAAGAGCUUGGUUUAUAUCGCGUUGUUUGGUAUGAUAUGACAUCGGUUGAGGAGCACGAAACUUGUGAUGAUAAUUUAUCCUUGAUACUUACGAUAUCUUUAUCGACAGUGGAGGAUGCUAAAGCUUUAUUAGAAACUGAGUUUUUGGAUAAGGAACCUCUAAGGAGCUAUUCCAACUUAAAAUGGAAAACUUACUAUUGGCGAAUACUAAUUUGGAGUUUUGAAUUUCUGACAACUGGUUUCCUCCAUCUAAUUCAUAUUAUUCUCUUUAUAACAAUCGGAGUACAUAGGAUUCCAUCCAUUUUUCUAAUUUUCUUACUAUUGGCAAAUAUGUUUGUUAUUUUUGCAGAAAUUAUAUCGAUAGGGAUAACUGUGAAAGUCGUUAAACCAAUAAUAAUAAGAAAUAAGGCUAGAGGACUCACAAUGGCUAGCAGUAAUGGUUACUCUCAUUUACCAACUAUUGCGUCUAUUAUGAGUAGUGUUGGCUCUUUAAUUGUUCUCUUUAAUCGUGACUUCUGUUAUAAAUCAUCGCUUAAAGAUUCUUAUUACGUCCUACACAUUAGCAUCAUGGCUCUUUUGGUUCUUAAUAUUCUAUAUAUAUCUCAGAUUAGUCCUUUUGGCCAUUUACUUAUAACUAUAAUGCACAUGAUGAAAGCAACUGCAAGCUACUUUGCUCUAAUGCUCGGAGUAAUUAUGGCUUUCGGAGCAGGUCUUGCUAUAAUGUAUAAAAAACCAAAUUGCCCUGGAGUUGUUUCUCAUAAUGCAACAAUCGCUUUUCCAGAAUCACUAUAUUACGCAUUUCUCUUAUCAACAACUGCAUUAGUUCCCAAAGAUAAAUUCUUCAGUAACAGCUAUUCACCGAUAUUCACAGUUUUUCUCUAUGUAUCAAGCGUCAUAGUGGUAUAUCUUACGUUGGCUAAUCUAUUAAUUGCAGUAAUGUCGAGAAGAGUGAACAAACUAUUUGAUAAGAUAAUGUUUAUAAAAGCCAUUGCAAGAUAUAAUAUUAUAUCCUUGUUCGACGAAACAACUAAAAUAUACUACAAAUCCCUCUGUUACAAACAGUGGGGCAAAGAAGAUGCAAGAUUAAGUGAUAUCUAUAAAUACUUUAAACUUUCAGAGGACAGACGACACUAUUAUAUAGAAGCCAUAGAAACAGUAAAAACAGACCAACAAAUAGAUGACCACAGUGAACUUGGUUUGGGUGAAUUAUGA